Molecule: messenger RNA, 5505 nt
Organism: Elgaria multicarinata webbii
Lineage: Eukaryota; Metazoa; Chordata; Lepidosauria; Squamata; Anguidae
Gene: AMER1
Product: APC membrane recruitment protein 1
Biological process (GO): regulation of canonical Wnt signaling pathway
Cellular component (GO): plasma membrane
Molecular function (GO): beta-catenin binding; phosphatidylinositol-4,5-bisphosphate binding
Source: RefSeq, a predicted model, not a curated record
GCCGUGAUGCUUUGGUUGCAGCAUGCUGAAGAAGGUGUGGCUGUGGGAGUCCUCGUUUCCCGCUAAGUACGUGCGCCAAUAUGGCGGCCACAAAACCCGCCUGCGUCGAGGAUAGCGCCGGACCCAAGCCUCUGUCGGUCGGCAACGUCAGUCGGCGCCUGCAGGAGGAGAACGGGGCGGCUGACCGACUCUCCGACCGGAGCGAUGCUUCGUUUGCCACGGCGGAGCCGAAUCGGCAGCAGGCGCCUGCCGGCAAACUGAAGAAGACGGCCUUUAAGCUCUUUGGCGGGAAGCGCAGCAUCUGCACCCUGCCGAGCUUCUUUGGAGGGAAAAACAAAGGCCAAGAGAAGGGAGCCUCGAGAAAGGGCCUCAGUAAGAGCAAGACGCACGACGGUAUCAGCGACGUUGGGUAUGAAGAGGCUGGUUCCGGCCGCCUCAGGAGCCCCUCGGAGGGUGGGACGGACUUCCCGCCUCCCCAGCUGCCGAAUUCUCAGAGCGUGCUCUCGGGAGCGGAGGCCGGCCUUCGGGUCGGCUUUGUCCAGCAGUCGACGUCUCUGUCCAGGAGUUCCGAGGGCUUCGAGAAGAAACCCGCCGGAGAGAAAUCCCUGUUCCUCCCCAGGUCUAAGAAAGGGGGGCUGAGGGGCCUCUUCAACAGCAUCCGUCGCCACCGGAAGAGCAAAGCUGCCGAGCCGGAGAGGACGGAGCUGCAAGAAUGGAGUAGCAAGGACGGCGUGGCGCAAGAGCAGGCCAAGCCGAAUCAGCGGAGUGCCCUCGAAACUCAGCCGGCCUCCCAGAAGGGGAGUCUGAGAAGCGUGACUCUUCCUUCAGAGUGGGGAGAGAAUUUUCUCGGCGACGCUUCGCCUGGACUAGCAGCCAACCUCCAUGAGUCGAGGGAGGUGGACCUAGUGGUGGCUGCUGGGAGCGUCUCAGGUGGGGAUGCGGCCGAAGGCGCUGCAAACGUUGACGGUGCUCGAGACGCAGAACUGGACCCGGGCGAUGCCCUGGGUCCCAACUCUGGUUAUUGUGACCUUCCUGACACCCUCGAGCCGGAGGACCUAGACGACAGUCCUCCUUGUGUCCCAUCUGGGGACCAACUCAGCUUGAUGUUUGGAGAUGUUACUUCCCUUAAAAGCUUUGACUCUCUCACCGGCUGCGGAGACAUCAUAGCCGAGCCAGACAUGGACAGCAUCACCGAGAGUUCCACCUCUGCAGAGCGCAGCAGGGAUGCGGCCAAGAGGAGCUCCUGCCUGGUGACGUACCAAGGUGGCGGGGAAGAGAUGGCCUUGCCGGAUGAGAUCGAGGAGUAUCUCCAACAGGUGUGGGAAGGGGCCGUCAAAGCAGCGCCCGCCUAUGACACACGCCUGCCGGAGCUCAUGGCAAAAUGUGAGCUCCAAGGAGUGAAGGAAGGCAAGCAGGAAAGUCACCUCUACACUGAAGGUACGAGGAAUGACAUGGAGCUCUUAACGCCGCACAGUGACCAACAAGAAUCUGCUCCUAAUAGCGAUGAGGGUUACUAUGACUCGACCACCCCGGGUCCUGAGGACGAAGCUGGCGAUGGGCUUGAAGAAAUAAAAAAGGAACGCCUCCCGAGGGACAGCUACAGCGGCGACGCGCUUUACGAAUUCUACGAACCUGACGAUGCGCUCAUGAGCCCCUCUCAUGGGGACGAGUCCUGGUUUGAUAGGAAAGUGUCCCCACCGGAGAUCUUUGGCCAGUUCUUGGACUUUGCUCUCCCUGAUGAGAAGGACUUGGUUCAGAUGAUGGGUCAGAAAAACGAAGUGAUGGAAACGGAGGAGGAGAGGAUGGCUGUGAUCCAGAAGCAGCUGCUCUACUGGGAGAUGCAGAGAGAACCGGCCUUGAAACACCUAGAUAGGCUUAGCAAAGACGGGCAUCCAAGGGAAAAACAGCACAGUGAAUGUAAAAUGAGAGCAGCCAACUUAGCUGGCCAAAGUCCAGGUUGCCUUGGCUGUGAGCAAACUGCCCCUCAUUCUUUGAACAGUGGCUUAAAUGCUGGAAUAACAGCUGGAAACCAAGACUGGAAGGACCUGCGAAAGCCGCUGAGUCCAGAAAAGCGUUAUAACGGCAGUUGCGGUCCUAAUCCACACGGGAGUUGCCUUGUUCAGCUCGUAGGAAACACCUCUGUGUUGGAUUCUGGUUUAGAGCACACCAUCCUUGAACCGUGUGCUUUAAGUGACUUGGCCCUGGAAAAACCAGUGGCGUACCCUUUCUACCAAACGCACAGCUGCCGCAGCUGCCCACCGAGAGAGCCGCCCGAUACUGCAGAAGCUGACUUUGGAGAACCCCUAAUGGAAAGCAACUGCGAACUGGAGCAGGCCGUUAACUUCUCCCAAGCCUUGGUGGAGUUCACCAGCAGUGGGACUCUCUUCUCUAGCCUCUCUGAAAGUCUGGGCAGCUCCGACUCCGGCUCGGCGUUCACUCAGAACCUUCCUGCCCUCCCAACCAUGGUCACUUUUGAUAUCGUCGACGUAGAGCAGGAGGGCGAAGGGGAGUGCGAACAGCAUCUCGAGAUGAACGCGGACGAGGACAUCGCCGCGUCCUUCGAGGCCUUUGACGACAGCUACGUGCCGAAAGACUCCUUUGCUGAAUGUGACGAGAGAAUGUUUCCUGGGUAUUCCCCGGGCUCUUUCCCAAGCUGCAACUGGGGUGUCGCCAGCCUGCCCCGCCGGCUCCGGCUCCAGGAGUUGAGGCCUCCUGUGCCAGAGCCGCUGUCCAUCUGCAGGAGGAGCCGGUCCCUGGACACCGAGAGUCUGGAGUUUGAGCUGGCAAGCUUACAGCUGUCCAAGAACGGCUUUAAGCCCUGCGAGUUCUGGUCUCCAUGGAGCGGCUGCAAAAAGGAGCUGGAUCCUGCUGGAUUGAGCCUAGGCCAGGAAAGUGCCCCGUGUUCUCCAGAAGAACGGGAAGGUGAUGCUGGUGUCCUUUCCUGGCCAGGGUUAUCGAAUGUAGCCUACAGCGAGGAGUUUUCCUCCCAAGACGUGAAACCGUGGGAUUGUGACCUGAAUGUCUCGGCCUUCCAGAGCACCUGGGGGUCACGGCCAGAUGUGGAGCCGCCAUUCACAGCCCUGGUCCAGAACUCUGCCAAGGAGCCUUCCGGGAAACCUCACGCCGAUGGACCCAGCUGUCCAACACCUCCACCAGCAAGACCGAUGGCCAGGCCUUCCAAUCUGCCUCUGCAAACUCCCGUGGUGUCCCAAGAGGUAUGCACCUCUCACAGGCCUGGCGCCGACAGCCGGGCUAAAAAGCUUGCUUGGGUUCUCCCUUUGGAAGAGGAAAGUGCCAGCUUGCCGCCGAACUUUGGUUUUGCUCGUUCUCCCGACAAGUCAGCAAUAUGUAGACCUGUGGGUGAUGCAAGGAAUGUCCCAGCUUCACAACAAGCAGUGCUGAGGCCUUUGUUCGGGGAGGCGGGGCAUUGCGGGAGCUGUGGGUUGGAUUUCCUGAGUGGGAGGGCCCCAGAUCGGAAGACGGCCCCUCUCCACUGCCAGAACGCCAUGAUGAAUGUAACAAGAGCCAAAUAGAGGGUUAAGGGAGGAUGAGGAGGGGCUUCGAGGAGGCGUAAAACACACGGCCAACGGUUAACUUUGAUUUAGAGCUGGGAGUAACAGAUUGAAUUCUUGCUUCAGUGGUGAGUGAGGCAGAGCGUGUCCUGUGCGACGUCUGCUGUUGCUCAGUGCUGUGAUGGUGCUUCUCCUUAUGAGUAAUACGGAUUCACCCUUCCAUAAUAUGGGCCACUGUUCAUUCUGAAUGCAGUAGGGGAAGAAGGUUGUCAGCCCCAGACGAAGGCAUCUUUAAAGUUUCCAGCUUGGCUUUCUAGUUAAAAUGGGGGGUGAGAAUCAUUUCUUAAAACCCAGUUGGGUGGCCAAAGUUAAAGGAGUUUUGGGGGGUUAGUUUUUAGCUGGGUGGUGGGCGAAUGUCAACGUGAUUGCAAUUUUAAAAACUGGAAUGGUUUGCUUACACUAAAAAUAUUUUUUUUAAAAAAAAGAUCAGUUUUAAUAGGGCAAUCCUGUGUGUGUCUUCUUGGAAGUUAAACUCCAUUGGAUUCCUUUAGGAUUACUUCCAAAUAUGUCUGUAUAACCGGCUUCCCCAAACUGGUGCCCUCCAAAUGUUUUGGACUUCAACUCCCAUCAACCCCAGCCAGAACGGACAAUGGUCAAAGAUUAUGGGUGCCGUAGUCCAAAGCAUCUUGGAAGGCAUCAGGUUAGGGAAAACUGGUGUAUGAGACUGCAGCCAUGCAGUUCCAUCCUGUGCAUGUUUACUUGGAAGUAAGUGCCACUGUGUUCAACUGGGCUUACUCUUUAGCAAGUGUCUUUUAGGAUUGUAGCCACAGUGGCUCGAGGGGAGCCCUUGCGUUGGGUGGCAUUUGGGAAGUGGGUGGUGAGAUCCAUGAAGUAUGUUCUAAUGGUUGGCAGUAGCAAAAUGGGAACAAGAAGUCAAUGGAUGUGGGUUAAAAUAGGUCAAAGAGUGACCAGCGGAGAAGGGGGAGGCCUGUAUCGGAUUGCGCUGUAAAAAAAUACAGCAUACGUUAUGGGCGGUGCUGGAGAGGAGUCAAAAUAGUUGGAGAAUUGCAAGCUUCAAGGGGAUAAGUGUGUGUAUGUGUUAAAAAAAAAUUGUGCUUCACCUGGUCCCUCCUGGAAUAUUGAUUUCCAUUAUUUCCUUGUUAUGACUCAAUUUCAUUUGGUGGAAUGCCUGAUAGAACCAUUUUGCCUGUGAGCCCUUGAGCAGAGAGACCGAGGGAGUGAUGUUGGGAUACCUGAAUGCGGUGGAGGCUGGUGGCUCUGAUAUCAGUAGGGUGGUGAAUACGCACCAGAUUUCAGUCAGAACUCUAAAGAAGCUGUCCAAGGUACAAAGGGUGGUGGAGGAAAAUGAAGCCCCGUGGAGAGCUCCUUUAGCGUUCCGACUGCUUUUGAGUGAAACCCGGAGCGGUUUCGCUGCCCUCCCGACGCGAGAGCUGCCAUUUCCCACUGCCUGGAUGCAGAUGGAAUUCUGGGCAAAUCCAGUCUCCAUACCAGGUUGGGGAAGACUGGUGUGUUGUUUUUAAGGGAGGUAGCUAGAUGAUGGAUUUACGCUGUUGAUGUGAUGCAAGGCUCACUUUCAUCUAGAUUGGAAAAUAGAAUACAGUAGCGUUUCCCAAGCUGGUGCCUUUUCAGUGUUUUGGACAUCAGCACCACCUGACAGCAUGGCCAAUGGUCAGUAACGCUGGGAAUUGUAGUUCAAAAAAUCUAGAAGGCACCAACAUUGCCUCCAUUGGGUAACUUCUUCCUCGUUUUCACACAGGCUGCCUGGAGGAUUUUGCCCCAAGAACCGAAUGUGUUCAUCUCUUACUCAGUUGCCCCUAAUGACAUCCAAUUCCUAAUGUCCACAAGUCAACCAUAAAAGCCCUGCAGGAUUCGAUCGUAGGUCCAUCUAAUUCACCAUCCUGUUUCCUGCAGGAACCAGCUUGAUUCCCAUUGGAAGCUCACAAGCAGGACAUGAGAAGAACAACCCUCCUGU